Messenger RNA from Drosophila busckii, 1218 nucleotides. RefSeq names its product probable RNA 3'-terminal phosphate cyclase-like protein (gene Rtc1). The record is from RefSeq and is a predicted model, not a curated record. The transcript is spliced from 2 exons. Gene Ontology annotation, cellular component: nucleolus. Bases 44 to 1189 code for a protein of 381 amino acids. Gene Ontology annotation, biological process: ribosome biogenesis; endonucleolytic cleavage of tricistronic rRNA transcript (SSU-rRNA, 5.8S rRNA, LSU-rRNA). Gene Ontology annotation, molecular function: RNA endonuclease activity. NCBI's taxonomy places the organism in Eukaryota, Metazoa, Arthropoda, Insecta, Diptera, Drosophilidae.
CGGCAACUACUUAAAGUAUAUUUGUAUAUAAUCUACAAUAAAUAUGCCACCUGUUGCUCAAGAGGGCAACUGUCUCAUUUACCGUGGCAGCAACUUUCUCAAACAGCGCCUGGUCUUGUCCUGCCUGAGCGGUAAGCCAGUGAAAAUCACACAAAUACGUUCAGAGGAUGAACAAGCGCCUGGCUUGCGUGAGUAUGAGAUUAGCUUAAUACGACUGCUGGACAAACUGACCAAUGGAACCAAAAUUGAGCUAAACCCCGCUGGAACAAGCGUAAUGUUCAGCCCUGGCCUGCUGCAUGGCGGGCAACUGCAGCAUGAUUGUUGUGUGCAACGAGGCAUUGGCUACUACCUGGACGUGCUCAUUGCACUGGGACCCUUUUGCAAAAUGCCUCUGCAGUGCAAUCUACGUGGUGUGACCAAUAGCAAGGACUCGCCAUCGGUUGAUCAUAUUAAAGGAGCUGCGUUGUCGCUGCUUAAGCGUUUCAUACUCGUUGACGAAGGCCUAGAGUUACGUGUGGUGCGUCGCGGCGUGGCCCCACUUGGUGGCGGUGAGAUAUUCUUUGGCUGUCCAGUGCGCAAGAGUCUUCGCGCUAUACAGUUUCAACAGCAGGGCAUGGUUAAGCGCAUUCGUGGUACAGUAUAUGCCUGCAAGGUGUCUCCUGCCAUGGCUAAUCGGACAGUGGAGGUGGCAAAGGGUUGCAUGCUAAAGUUUCUACCAGAUGUCUAUAUCUACACUGAUCAAAAUCGUGGCAAAAUGUCGGGCAAUUCACCAGGCUUUGGCAUCUGUCUGGUGGCGGAGACAACAGAUGGUGUUUGCUUUGCUACAGACUGCAUCUCCAACACGCAGGAAGAAGCGCAAACACCUUCUAUACCAGAAGAUCUAGGCAAGGAGGUUGCCAUGCGGCUACUUGAUGAGAUUUAUAGAGGUGGCUGCUGUGAUUCCUCAUAUCAAUGGCUAGCAGCACUAUUCAUGGCUCUGGGCCAAAAGCAUGUGUCUAAAUUCUUAACAGGUGCGCUUUCCACAUAUACGGUGCACUUUUUACAGCAUCUGAGAGACUUUUUCUCAGUUACUUUCAAACUGGAGAAUCCCGAGGCAGAGGACGACGAGGAUGAUGAACGCGGCGCACAAAAGGUUUUAAUGACUUGUGUUGGCAUUGGUUAUACCAACAUUAGCAAGCGCGUUAUAUAGAGUAGAUGCAUUCUUGUUUUUUUUUAAUA